AUGGGUGAUUCAGACGAUGACAAUGAUAUCCGCAGGACGAGGGAUAAGUUCCGACGCGAGCGUAGUGACGUUGACAAUAGGCGGGAAAAACGUGAACCAUUUGAUGAUCGUGCAGUUGCUGGGCAUUCAAAUGCUCCCCGAUCACGUCCUGAUCGGCGUCCAUCAGAUUAUCGUUCGUUUGGUGGCCCACGAGAUCGGCCAUCUUUCGGCAAUGAACCGCCAAGCAAGAGGCCUCGUCGUGUCUGGAAUGAUGAUCAUCGACCAGCCUUUCGCUCGAGAGAAACAAAGAAGGAUUCUAUGGAAGAUGAAAUGAAUUACAGACCACCCCUGAUGCCUUUUAAGCGGUUUCUGGAACCCUUGGAUGAUUUUAUUACCGACGAGGAGGCCAUUGCAAAGUACAAGGAAUACAAGGAGUCGUUUAACAAACGCUACAUUGAGGAAUUUUUUGAAGCGCAUAAAAAUGAAGAAUGGCUUCGGGAGAAGUAUCAUCCAGAUUUCAUUGAUGACACUCGUGAGCAAGUCACCAAAAAUAUCCGUCAGCGUCUUGAUGUCUUUUUGGAUCUGUUUGAUAAGGGUAUGAUCGACAAUCAAUCAGUCGAUAUGGAAAAUGGUAAAAACCUGAUAAAGCUUAUGGAUGCGGUCGUAAUAAAGCUAAAUGGAGGUACUGAUGAUGAUCUGGCAAUAUUGGAUAACCCCGAAGCCACAGAUGACGACCGUAGGAGUCCAAAAGAAAAGAGUGGUCCCAAAAGUGAAGGUGAGGAGUCCGAUUUUUAUUCCGGUGAAGAGGUGGAUGCCCGCAAGUUUACCGAGAAGCGCAGUCCUAGAGCGGUGCCUGUCGAAUCAAAACCUGAACAGACGGCGGUUGGCAAUGAUUGGACCGGUGUGAGCAGUGAGAGUGAAUCUGAGGAGAGGCCAAAUCCACAAGAUAAUAUUCAUGAAGAGGAAGAAGAUUACGGCGGAGACACUAAGGAAUCAGAAAAUGAAGACGGCCAUCAGCCAGUAUUCUGCAAGUUUAACAGAGAUUUGUUUUAUAAAACCGGCGCUUUGAUGCACCGUAGUGGCGUAUUUUUACUUGAUGCUUUCGUGCUCUUAUUUGCUGUUUUAUUUUCAGCUCAUAUGAGGAGUGUUGAUGACAGGGAGAAAUCCGAGGAUACCAAAAAUGAUAUUAAAGUGGAGGAUAGGGAUGUUUCAUCACCCCAAAAUGCUGAUAUUACAGAACAUUCUGGAGAUAAUAGUGUCAUUGCUGGUGGAUGUUUACUGACGACGGAAAUUGAUCGACAAGCCGGUUCCAAACGCCAGCCUCCACGACGAGACCUUCAUAAAACCGCGUCAAUAUUUUUCCGCUGCUUGCCCCCAACCAUAACACGGAAGGAAUUGGAGGACAUGUGCACAUCACAACCGGGUUUUAUCCGCUUAGCUAUCUACGAUCCUAUGCCAGAGCGUCGAUUUACGCGGCACGCCUGGGCCACCUAUGAACCCAACGCAAACAUCAAGAAGAUAUGCUGGGCUCUCAACACAAAUCCUGUUUUGCGGGAAAAGUGGCAUCAAGGCAAAGAUUCAAAUGACCUCUGCGCCACUGUAAAUCGUGAAUUGGCUCAGCGCAUUCGCCCAGUAUCCGCUGCCCUAACGCGUCACAGACCGGUGAUGCGCAAUGACCUGCGGAUCGCCUCACGACUUGUCGCACAGUUGGACACCAAGCACAGUCUCUGGUCUCUUCCAGGGGACGAGGAGGGUGAUGCCGUUACCAAUGCUUGUCCUGUUCCUGGUUUGCCCGGUGUGUUUUCCGCAAAUCCCUUGAUGCGUAAUUUGACUGAUUUUCUAGUCGAUGAGACUGCUUCGGAGGAGGAGGCUAUGCUUAACCGGAGUACCGGUAAGGCAAUUGAUAUUAUUGAUGGAGAAGGGGACAAGACUGCCUCUUUCAGUCCCAUCGACACCGAUUCCUCUCUGCUGCGUGCUCUUGAUCGCCUUAUAAUUUAUCUUCGUAUUGUCUACUCAAUUGACUAUUAUGCUGCGACACUCUACCAGUUGGAGGACUUGAUGCCCCAUCGUUGUGGCAUUUUCCACGCUCGUGGCACGCUUGACUCUCGUGGUUCCACAACUCCCACCGUUACUCAACGCGAGGUCAACGAUUACAUCAGUACGUUCAACGAAAAAAUGGCCAAUUUACUUGAUGUCCCCCGUGACUUGACUGAUGAGGAAAUUGAGGCUCUUGGUGCAAGAGAUCCUGAGGCCGCAGCUGAGGCUUUUAUUGAGGCGAAUAUCCAGAAGCGCACAAGCAAGAAAAAACCGUACGUACUUUAUUUGCUCUCCGGAUUUCGUGUCCUCAAGCGAAUGACAUUAUGUGUCAUCUUAGAUGCAAGGUCGUUUGGGUUUGUCCUUUAUCAGACAAGAAGUUUCGCCAUCUUUUUUAAUAACUUCCUGCGUGAUCCGAAACGUCCAUCAUUGCCGGAGGCUCCCCGUCACCUCAUAAACCGGUUCUACCCUCCACCCACUUCUGUUGGUCCCAUUGGGGACACACCCGGAAUGCGUGGGCGAAAUAUUGGCGGCGCUUAUCGAGCCGGCGGUGGUUAUCGGGGUGGUGGUGUCUAUCGAACUAACUCGAUGCCAUACGGUCCACGUGAGUAUUUUGGGAGUGAUGGCAGUCAUCAUGGAAUUCCGGCUACCGCGGUGUCUGGGGCAGCUAAUAUCUAUAGCAGCACCAAUCAGGCUGAGAUUUACGCACUCUCCGGCCACAAUGGUGUUCGUGGAGGUAGUCCACGCGGUGUAGGUGGCUAUAAGGAUUACAACAGCCGCAAGAGACUCUACCCUGACCAAGGUCUGGGGGACGUGGUGUUAUUUCUUACAACGAUUUGGAUGACCCUGGUAACGACGGUUUUUGAGUUCGUCGUUUGUACAUUACAAGUAUGGUCGGUGCGCAUUUCUUGCAAGAGAGGCUUCUCCUGGGGCAGUCCUGUUUUAUGUGCCCUAUUCUAUGUGGAAUGUAUUGAUUUGGUGUUGUGUACCUGUAAAAUUUUAUGCACUUUGGUCCACUUGACUCGGCUAAUUUGCUCUUUGGUGGGCGCUUGGGUCGAUUCCGGAUCUUGUUGGCCGUUGGGCCAGGCCGUCUCCUGGUGUGGGCCCACAAACGCAGGUCAGCCCUCCCUCAAUGAGGAUGUUGAUAUGGAUGUUUCAUGCAUUCAGAGCCCCAACCCACCUCCGUCUACCACGUCGGACGUAAUGGAGGUUUCCAUGUGUAUUGACGAAACAGUUGAAAUGACCAGCAACCAUCUCGAGUCUGAGCUCGAACCACCGGCUGAUGACACAGCUGACGUGAGCAUGGAGUGUGGUGUCAGUAAUGGAUUCGAUGGUUCCGUCAACAUGGAGGCAGAAUCUAUGGUUCUAGAGGAUUCAAUUAAGUCGGACUGUGUAGAGCGUGUUGCACUCAGCACAGAAUCUGCUGAUUCACAUUCCAUUGAAACGGUCACGCCACCUUCAUUUGGCGUUGAUUUAAGUUCUGAGGUGGACAAUCUCCAGGUGGGACCGAAGGAUCAUUUCCUGAGUUUUGAAAAGUCGCCAUUUGUAGCUGAGAGUCGUAUACCGGUCUCACCUUCUGAUUGGGAGGAAGAAGAGGUGGCGAGGAUAGAGCCGCAGGAUCAUUCACAGUUUUCGUCUCCCAAAUCAGCCUUCUCCAACCCUCUGGAGGAGUUCAACAAAAUCCGACCUGCUCAAGCCGCUUUCGAUGUUCCGGGCUCGGCUAAGCAACCACCCCCAAGAUCACUGGGCCCCCUAUUUACGCCUAUCCUUACUCCCAUGCUCUCUACUUCAAUGAGGACUCCCUCAAAACAUGUGCUUCCAUCGGAGGAGUUUUUUAUUGCAGGCAUUGGUAAACAUGAUCUAUCAAUUGCUAGAGACAGGAGGCUCACCGAGCGAUUGUUAACAAACUUUGAAUUUCUUCGCGCCAUCUCCACGCGUGGCUUUGGUCAACUUAAAGUCGAACCACCCGUGGUUUUGCGGCAACGCGUGACCGUGGAGGAGUUCAUAAACGAUAUGCUGGAGCUGAAUGUAUUGACAGUUAUAAAGGCGUCAUCCUUUGGAUUUGUAUUUGAAAAAGCCCUUCCCAUCGAGUCCUGGAAGGCAGGAAAGCUGGAUCCAGCUGCGGAACAGUACCUUCAGACCUUUUUGGAUGAUCUUGUAACGUUUUACGGACUUCAUGCGAACAGCCGGACCGUGGCAUACAAAAGCAGAAUGGGACAGUUAGUGGAUUUAGCGUUAACAGAGCAGACCAAGUCAGCCGACUUUGGGUUGAAUUUCUUGAAGGAGUUCAAUGAAUUAUCCAUUGAUGGGCCUUCAAUUCCCCUUGGGAGUAAGUUGACUCAUCCACUUUUUUGUACGUAUGCAUCACGUACAUGCAUGAUUCCACAUUACCUAGAAUCUGGAGCGUCAAUUGGAGGAGAAGCGAUAAUCAAAGCUCGUGAAAACAUCGAAGAGACAAAGGCGAAGACUGCGGAGGUCUUGAAGGAGAAGGAGGAGUUGCGCCUCCAAUUAGAAGCUCUGGAAUGUUCAAAACCGGUGAAGGAGCAGCGGGAGGGGUCAUUUCACCGCCAUCUACCGACAUCCUACUACGUGGGACUCGGUGCUUCCCUCUUCACCUUUGGACCCCUGGUGCCGCAAUCCCGCCUCGUGGAAGUUUCCCACCGCCUCUUUUCCACGUCUCAGGUCACCUGUGUCUCUGCAGAAGCCAACAUCUAUCACAUAAGCACUCUGUUUGGUCUGAUUCUUGUGGAGGUUCACUGUAAACAUCGGCAUCAAUGUGGCACCUGGUCCGUGUCAAAACAGGAGAUCCUGAAUUUCAAUAUUUUCAUUCAGGAAGGUAAUUUCUGUGUUUGCCUCAGCCCACUCUCCCUCUCGAUAGACUUAGCUCAGUUGGAUACGACAAACGAUGUUGCUGACUUCGCUGUUGACUGCUUGAAGCGGAAUUGGGCUCUCCUGACGGAUUGUUUUGUGGGUCGGACCUUGGAGGAUGCUGUAGAUAUAAUCGGCUAUCGGUAA
This is a messenger RNA of Echinococcus granulosus, 5028 nucleotides long. Its product is annotated as Serrate RNA effector molecule. The coding region runs from base 1 to 5028 and encodes 1675 amino acids. The transcript is spliced from 17 exons. Gene Ontology annotation, cellular component: nuclear body. The record is from RefSeq and is a predicted model, not a curated record. NCBI's taxonomy places the organism in Eukaryota, Metazoa, Platyhelminthes, Cestoda, Cyclophyllidea, Taeniidae. Gene Ontology annotation, biological process: mRNA processing; primary miRNA processing.